Messenger RNA from Eublepharis macularius, 17422 nucleotides. Its product is annotated as SCO-spondin-like. Gene Ontology annotation, cellular component: extracellular matrix. The transcript has 112 exons. Bases 1 to 17244 code for a protein of 5747 amino acids. The record is from RefSeq and is a predicted model, not a curated record. Gene Ontology annotation, molecular function: protein binding. Lineage: Eukaryota; Metazoa; Chordata; Lepidosauria; Squamata; Eublepharidae.
AUGAGGGAAGCCACGCAUCCACGAGGGCCGUGUCCCAAGAAGCUGCGGGGAGUUUUGGCAUGGAUCUCGCUCUGGGAGAUGCUGGCCCUGGCCAACGGGCGGUGGUGCGACAGGACGGUUCAGGUGAUGGAGGAGGAAGUGGUCACCCCCCGGCGUGAGGAAGUGGUGCCCUGCUCCGAUGUCUACCAGUACAAUAUGGCGGGCUGGCAUCUGGACCAUGGCAGGAUGCACCAAGCGUACAGCAGAGAGGAAGGCCUCCCCCACUCCCAUGCCCAAGUGGGAUCCAGCACUGCCCUGUGCUACAUCUACAAGCCUGAGGACACCAGACCCCUCGUCUGGAACCGCACGGUGCGUGCUUGUUGCGAGGGCUGGAGCGGACCCCACUGCUCAGAAGGAAAGGAGCUGACGGGGCACUGCUUUCCUACCUGGCAGUGCCAGGCCGUGCCAGGGUGGCAGAACUUCUCCGUGGUCGGCGUAGACGAGUGCUGCACCCGCCUGGGAGGGCACAGCUGGAAAAACGCCUCCUCCAACCUCUGCUUCAGCUGCUCCUCCGUGUCCGAGAAAGGUGAUCUGCCUUCCCCUUUCCUUCUCCGGCCAUCGGCCCCCUCAGCGCUUCCAGUCCAUUUGGGACAUCGCCGGCACCCCUUUGCCACCUGCAUGACCUGGGCCGGGGUCCACUACCGCAGCUUCGAUGGCAAACACUUCCGCUUCCAUGGGGACUGCACGUACACUUUUGCUGCCGCGUCUGAUGGCACUUGGGCCGUCCAAAUCUCCUCCAGCCGGGAGGGCUGCUUGCCUGGCUUCUGCCACAGGGCCCUCCGCAUGCUGUUUGGUCUGGACUCCGUAGAGGCUCAGGGCCAGAGCGUCUCUAUCAAUGGUGCUGCAGUGCCAGAAGGGGAGCCACGGAUGCAGAAAGGGAUCAGCGUUUGGUGGCUGGGAGAUUUCCUUUUUGUGGAGAGCGGCCUGGGUGUCCGUAUCAAAUUUGAUGGGCGUGACACCGUCUACGUUACCGUGGGGGCUGAGCUGAGAGGAGCUACACGAGGCCUGUGUGGUGUCUACAACGAUGACCCUGCAGAUGACUUCCUACGUGUGGGAGGGGACACGACUACGUCUGCUGCUGGUUUUGGCAAUUCAUGGCGCAUCCCAGAUGCCUCCUUGAGUUCCUGCACAGACGCUGCAGAGGAAACUGACAGCUGUGGUCUGCCGGGAGGCCCUGCGGUUCACCAAGAGGCGGCAUCUGUGUGCCAGAAACUGCUGUCCAGCCCUUUCAGCCGAUGCCACUCAGAGGUGGACCCCAGCGGAUUCUAUGACACCUGCACAUUCUUGCAGUGCAGUGGGGCUGGGACGGAUGCCUUCUGUGAGACCUUUGCCAGCUAUGCCCGCGAGUGUGCCCAGCAGCACGUUUUUCUCAGCUGGAGGCAGCCUGGAUUCUGUGAGAAGUCAUGCAGCCAAGGGAAACUGUACUCGGACUGCGUCUCCUCAUGUCCCGCCAGCUGUGCAGCUGUAGGCCCUGCUGAAGAAGGAGGCUGCCAGGAAGAGUGCGUGAGUGGCUGUGAAUGCCCACCAGGCCUCUACCUGGAGGGGGGAGCCUGUGUCCCCAAGAGCCAGUGUCCCUGUUUCCACCGCCGACAGAAGUAUGCCCCAGGGGAGGCCUUGCAGCAGCGUUGCAACAAGUGUAUGUGCCAAGGGGGCCAUUGGCUUUGUUCCCAGGACCAGUGCGCUGGAGAAUGUGCCGUGCUUGGUGACUCUCACUACCUGACCUUCGAUCACAAGCGCUACUCCUUCCAUGGCACCUGCCAGUACUUCCUGGUACAGGAUUUUGUAGAUGGGAAGCUUCAGGUUGCAGCAGAGAACAAACCGUGUGGGAGCCGUGGAGCCACCAGCUGCCUCCGAGCUGUGACUGUCACAGUGCAAAAGGUGUCUGCUCGGCUGACCCUCACAGGGGAGGUGUUGGUGAACGGGCAGGAAGUCGCCCUCCCUUAUGCCAGCGCCGAUAUGCAAGUGCGUCGGGCUUCCUCAGCCUUCUUGCUUCUCCAGACCUUUGGUGCUCACCUGCUUUGGGGGACAGACUUCCCUGCGGUUUACAUCACCCUCCAGCCCCAGUUUGCCAACAAGGUUCGCGGCCUCUGUGGCACCUACAGCUGGAACCAGCAGGAUGAAUUCACCACGCCUGAGGGGGACGUGGAGUCCAGCGUGGCUGCCUUUGCCAAUAAGUUCCGAGUCUCCCACGACUGCCCCUCCCCGCAGGCUUUCACCUUUGACCCCUGCAGCACUUACACGCAGCGCAGGCAGUUUGCAGAGGCUGCCUGUGAGAUCCUCCACAGCCCCCCCUUCCAGGCCUGCCAUGCCCUGGUCGAGAGAGAGCCCUUCUUCCAGCUCUGCCUCUAUGAUGUGUGUGGCUGCUCAGCCAGUAAGGAUUGCCUCUGCCAUGCUGUGGCUGCCUACGCCAGACAGUGUGCCCAGGAGGGAGCUCUGGUGUCCUGGAGGAAUCACAGCUUCUGCCCGGUGCAGUGCUCUGGGGGCCAAGUCUACCAAGAAUGCGCUGCCCCCUGUGGACUGACGUGUGCUGACCUGCGCAUGGUGGCGCUUGGUGCUUGCCAGGAUCUGGACGGUGUCUGUGUGGCUGGAUGCAACUGCCCAGCAGGUCUGGUACUGGAUGACGAUGGUCAGUGUGUCCAGUCGGGGAUGUGCCCCUGCAUGGAUGGAGAAGAGAUGCUUCCGCCUGGCAGCAAGAUCCAGAAAAGCUGCAACACCUGCACUUGUGUGAAUGGGGCCUGGAACUGCACGGAUGAGAGCUGCCCUCAAGCUGUGGUCUGCCCUGGGGAGCUGAUCUAUGCCUUUGGCUCCUGCCUACGCACCUGUGAUAGCCCCGAAGGCAACCUCAGCUGCACCGGCCUCUCUGAUGGCUGCGUCUGCCCCCCUGGCACCGUCUUCCUGAACGAACGCUGUGUCUCCCCAGAGGAGUGCCCUUGCCACCACAAUGGCCGACUUUAUCAACCCAGCGACAGCAUCACCAAGGACUGCAACACCUGCGUUUGCCGUCGGCGGCGCUGGGAGUGCAGCCACCACCACUGUGCUGGGACGUGUGUAGCCACUGGGGAUCCCCACUACAUCACCUUUGAUGGACGGGCCUACAGCUUCCUUGGGGACUGCGAGUACAUCCUGGUGCGCGAGAGCAGCGGAGCCUUCAGUGUCACUGCCGAGAAUGUGCCUUGCGGGACAAGCGGUGUCACCUGCACCAAAUCCGUCACUGUGCUCGUCGGCAACACCGUGAUCCACCUGCUCCGAGGAAAGGAUGUGACCGUGAACGGGGUCUCGGUGCGCCCCCCCAAGAUGUACACGGGGAACGGCCUGAGCUUGGAGAGGGCCGGGCUCUUCCUUGCUCUCAUCUCCCACGUGGGGCUGACUGUGCUGUGGGAUGGAGGCAUGCGGGUCUAUGUCAGGCUGGACCCCAAGUACCAAGGCCACGUGGCCGGCCUGUGUGGGAACUUUGAUGGGGACACGGCAAACGACUUCACCAGCAGGCAAGGCAUUGUGGAGCCUACCGCUGAUCUCUUUGGCAAUUCCUGGCGGGUCAGCCUGCUGUGCCCAGAAGUCAACAGUGAGGACUUUGAGCACCCGUGCACGGUGAACUCGCACCGUGCGACGUGGGCGCGGAAACGCUGCGGGAUUCUCUUGCAGGAUCUCUUUGGCCCCUGCCGGGAGGAGCUGCCCUGCCAGCAGUUCUAUGAGUGGUGUGUCUUCGAUGCCUGUGGGUGUGACUCUGGAGGAGAUUGUGAAUGCCUUUGUACAGCCAUCGCUGCUUAUGCCGAGGAGUGCAGCAAGCAUGGCAUAGCUGUGCACUGGAGGAGCCAGGAGCUCUGCCCCAUGCAGUGUGACCACGGGCUGGAGUACGAGUCUUGUGGCCCUGCCUGCCCCCAGACCUGCAAGAACUUCGGCCUGGAGCCUCCUGAACACUGCCGGACCCUCUCCUGUGUGGAGGGAUGCUUCUGCCCCGACGGGAAGGUGCUGCAUGACAGCCGCUGCAUUGACCCCUCGGAGUGCCCCUGCUACUGGGAGGGCACCUUGUUUCCACUGGGAGCUCUGGUGAUGCAGGAGUGCCGCAACUGCUCAUGUGAGGCAGGCCUGUGGCAAUGCACUGUGCCUCUGGAGCCUUGUGCUACCCAGCCCCGCUGUGCCGAGACAGAGUUUGCCUGCCACACGGGUGAGCGCUGUGUGCCCAGCGCAUGGGUCUGUGACAAUGAGGAUGACUGCAGGGAUGGCUCGGAUGAGUUCUGUGCUUUGAGCUGUGCCCCACAUCAGUACCAGUGUGCCAAUGGGCAGUGCGUGCCAUGGGGCUAUCGCUGUGAUGGCACUGCAGACUGCCUGGACCACUCUGAUGAGAGGGACUGCCCUGUGCCCGCCUGCGCCCAGCAUGAGUUCCGCUGCUCCAACGGCCGCUGCAUCCCCCGGGAACACGUCUGUGAUGGAGAGCUGGACUGUGGCUUUGCGGAUCACUCGGAUGAGGCAGGCUGUGGGCCGCCCUGCCAGCCCGGCGAGUUCCAUUGUGCAGUUGGGCGUUGUUUGCCAUACCUGUACCGCUGCGACGGACACGAUGACUGUGGAGACUUCAGCGAUGAGAGUGACUGCUUGUGCCCCGCGGGGGACUUCCAGUGCCCGGACGGCCAGUGUCUUCCCCAGGGGCUGGUCUGUGAUGGCAAACGGGACUGUCCCACUGGAGUGGAUGAGGCUUUCUGCCCAGGCCAAGUGACCUGUGCCCCUGGGCAGCUGCCUUGUCCGGACGGCAUCUGUGUGGGCCGCCUACAGGUGUGCGAUGGAGCGCAGGACUGCUCUGAUGGUGCCGACGAGAACCCAGCUCAGUGUCAGCUGGUCCAGCACACGUCCCCAAUGGUCACAGUCCCCUCAAGACUCCCCAUGACUCUCCAACCACCUGUCAACAGGACCACAGCGCCACCCUGUGGCCAGUACGAAUUCCACUGCCACAGCGGGGAGUGCCAGCCGCGGGGCUGGGUGUGUGACGAUGAAGCCGACUGCCUGGACGGGAGCGACGAGCUGGACUGCAGCCGCCCGUGUGGCCUGGACCAGUUUCCCUGCCAGCUGGGCAGUGAGUGCGUCCACUACAGCCGCCUGUGCGACGGGGUGCCCCACUGCCAGGACGAAUCGGACGAAAGCGUCGACACCUGUGGCUCCACCCAGAUCCCGCCCUGCCCAGGGUUCUUCAUCUGCAACAACCGCAUGUGCAUCCGCGUCUCCAGGGUGUGUGAUGGCUCUCCCGACUGCCCGCAGGGAGACGACGAGCUGGCCUGCGAAAGCCGCUCGGCUCCACCAGGUGAGAGGAACCGGACAGAGGAACUCUGCGCUGAGUACUCUUGUGGGGACGGCACUUGCAUCGCCUUCAGACAGGUGUGCAACGGGCUGGCCGACUGUGCCGACGGCAGCGGGGCCUCUGGCUGGCUCCCUUCAGACGAGCAGGAUUGCGGCCUCUGGAGCCCCUGGGCCCCCUGGAGCUCCUGCAGCCGGUCCUGUGGAACAGGCCUCCAGGUCCGCCGCAGAACCUGCACCCGGCGGGCGGACGAUGUGCUGCGGCACUGCCUUGGCGAGGAGGCCCAGGCGCAGCAGUGCUUCAGCGUGGCCUGCCCAGUGGACGGCAUGUGGAGCGAGUGGACGGCGUGGUCUAACUGCACCCGGGACUGCCGUGGGGUGGUGGUGCGACGCCGGGAGUGCCUGCCGCCCCAGAACGGGGGCCGCCACUGCACAGAGACGCCUGAGGCCUUGUCCAGCACAAUUGAGAUCAAGCCAUGCCAGCUGGAAGGAUGCCUCAACGCCUCCACUUGUCCCAGAGGGCUGGUGAGCCGGAAGUGCGCCCCCUGCCCCACCUCCUGUGCUGAGCUCUCCAGCCGCACCAGGUGCAGGAAGGACAGGCCUUGCAGCCCAGGCUGUUGGUGCCCCGAAGGGCUACUUUUGGAUAGUGAGCAGCAGUGUGUGCGCCCACGGGAAUGCCCUUGCCAGGUGGAGGGUACCCGCUACUGGCCCGGCCAGCUGGUGAAGGUCAACUGCCGGAUCUGCACGUGCCAGGAUGGGCAGAUGAAGCGCUGCCGACAGAACCCAGAAUGCACAGUGAAUUGUGGCUGGUCAGCCUGGUCCCCUUGGGGUGAGUGCCUGGGUCCGUGUGGCGUGCAGAGCAUCCAGUGGUCCUUCCGCAGCCCCAACAACCCCAGCAAGCACGGGAACGGGCGCCAGUGCCGUGGCAUCUACCGCAAGGCCCGCAGGUGCGAAACGGAUCCAUGUGAGGAGUGUGAGCACCAUGGCCGGACCCACGCCAUCAACGACCGCUGGCGGUCAGGGCAGUGCCAGGUGUGCCAGUGCCUACCCAACCUGACAGUGCAGUGUUCCCAGUAUUGCCCCUACAGCACCGUGGCCUGCCCCGAGGGCCGCGUUCUGGUGGAGGGCCGAGGAGACGCUUGCUGCUACUGCAUGGAAGCCGGUGAGAACCGAACAGCGACACCCACUGAGCCAGCAGUCGCACCCCUGGGGCCCAGUGGGGCCAGCCCAGCUGCCGUCACCGUGCCUGUGCCGCUCAGCACCUUCCCGCUGCCCCCACUUGGCGACCUCUGCUACAGCCCCCUGGGCAUCGCCUCCCUGCCCUACGCCAGCUUCAGUGCCUCCUCACAGCAGCCGGAGAACCCAGCGCACGCUGCUCGCCUCAACCAUGUCCUGCCCAGCUCUGAUUUGCAGGGCUGGGCCCCUCCAGCGGACGUGUAUCCUGAGCUGCUCUCCCGGCCCCCCUUCUUGCACGUGGAUCUGGGGGCCCCCAGAAACCUUACAGGAGUAGUGGUGCAAGGGGCCGGAUCCUCUGAUGCCUACGUGACCAGCUUCUUUCUGCAGUUCAGUCCAGAUGGCGCGAGAUGGCAAGACUACUCUGAGGUUCCCCCCGUGGGUGCCACUCCUGAGCCAAAGCUGUUCCAGGGGAACUCGGAUGACUCAACCCCCGUGGUCCGGACCUUCCAGCGCAUGAUCCUUGCGCAGCAUGUCCGCAUCCUGCCUCAUGACUUCCACAAUGGGAUCUUCUUGCGCAUGGAGCUGCUGGGCUGUGGAAAAGUGUCUCCAGAGCAACCUGGGACCCCAACUCAACUGCCAGGUGGGAGGCCCUGCCGAACGGGCGAGUUCCACUGCCAGAACGGACGCUGUGUGCCUGCCGGGCCUCAUGGCGCCCUCUGCAAUGGAGUCAACGACUGUGGGGACUUCUCUGAUGAAGUGCGCUGUGGAGCUGCGGCUUCGCUGGAGCCUUCCAUCCCACCAGGCUGUCCGCGCUCCCAGUUCCACUGUGCCUUGGCCAACGUCUGCAUUGAAGGGACCCAGAGAUGCGACGGGGCUGCCAACUGCCCAGAUGCCACGGAUGAGAUGGGCUGUGUCCCCACAACCAAGGUUCCCCCAGCUGCCACUGUCAGCCCAUGGACCCUCGAGAAGCAGCUGUGGAAGCCGUCUGUGCCCCAUCCCACUCAAGUGUCCCCAGGUGGAUGGCCAUUUCCUGAGGGCUUCCACCCCACCCCACCAGAGCUUUGCACUGAGCCCCUUGGCCUGGAAGAUGGGCGCAUUCUCGGCCAGCAGCUGAGCGCCUCCUCCUACCAGGCUGGAAACCCUCCGGAUGCCGGUCGCCUCAACAUCAUGCCCAACGUACGGCGCCCAAACGCUGGCUGGAGCCCACGCCAGGCUGAUCCCAACCCCUACUUCCAGGUGGACUUCCGGCAGCCCACCUUCAUCACUGCGGUGGUCACACAGGGCGGGGGCCAGACUGGGGGCUUCAUCACCCACUACCAGCUGGUCUAUAGCAAGGACGGUAUCCACUUCCAGAACUACACCGGGGCAGGACCCCAGGCUGCGGCCUCCCUGCCUGCCCAGGUUCUGGAGGGCAAUUCUGACAGGUCCACUGCAGUGCGUCAGGAGCUGAGCCUGCCCCUCUUGGCCCGUGUCCUGCGCCUUGUGCCCACCGCCUAUCAUGGCCGAAUCUCCCUGCGGAUGGAGGUGCUCGGCUGCGCCUGGAAAAUGGAGCCCGUGGCAGGUGGGACGACCCCUGGCAGCCGGAUCCAAGUGCCUGGAACCCUCGGCACUGAGCUCCCCCACAUGGGGGCAGCAUCCCUUCCAUGGAAGCUCACUGGGACACCAGGCCUGACUCAGGAGUUGCAGCACUUUGGAGUAGCAACCAUGAAGCCUGAAGAGACUUCAACCCCUGGAACAGGCAUCCCAGGGACCCAGGUUUCCAAGCAGCCCCAAGAACCCACCACACCCACUGCCUUCUCUGUGGGGGCUUCAAGUCUCUUCUGGGCCACUUCUCAAGGGCUGAAGCAGCAGUUGGCACCCACCAUGCCAGGAAGUACACCUGGAAGGCCCAGUGAUAUGGGGCUGCCUGGACUCCGCACCCUCCCAUACCAACCCAGUCAACCAGGAUUGGGACCCACACUCGCAGGGCCUACCCCCACUCGAGGCCCCGGCAUGCCCAGGAUCCUCUGCACUCCGGGGCAGUUUGCCUGCGAGGUAUUUGGCUGCAUAGAGGCUGCCUUGGUGUGCGACGGCCAGGAGGACUGUCUGGAUGGGUUUGACGAGAUGCACUGUGGUGGCCCCACUGCUGCCCCCCUCCCCACCGCAGCCCCUCUGUCCCCAUUGGGCCCUCCCAGCACCUGUUCCAUCAAGCAGUUCUCCUGCGGCAGUGGGGAGUGCCUGUCCCUUGAGAGGCAUUGCGAUUUUCACCACGAUUGCCAGGACGGCUCUGACGAGGCCAACUGCGUGGACUGCAUCUUGUCUGCCUGGACUGCUUGGAGUGAGUGCAGCCGAACCUGUGGGCUGGGAGUGACCUUCCGCCGCCGUGAGUUGCUCCGCCACGCCCUCCCUGGCGGCCAGUGUGACCGCGAGGAGUUCGACAGCCGCUCCUGCUUCCACCGGGCCUGCCCAGUGAACGGUGCCUGGGCCUCCUGGGGCGAGUGGUCGGACUGCGAUGCAGAAUGUCGCGGGGGCGUUCGAAGCCGCACCAGGACUUGUGCAGACCCCCCACCCAAGAACGGGGGGCAGCCAUGUCCAGGUGACGCUGUGCAGAUGGAAACGUGCAACCUGCAGCCCUGCGGAGAUGCCCGAGACUGUGGCCGGGACAUGGUUUAUGUACAGGCAGGACACUGCCAGCGAGGCUUGGUGGCUCCGUGUCCCCAGUCGUGCCAGCAGCUGAAUGCCGACUUGAAUUGCCAUAGCAGCUGUGUGGAGGGCUGCCGUUGCCCCCCGGGCCUCUUCUUGCAAGACGGGGGCUGCGUGAACAUCAGCCAAUGCCACUGCUUCUUUGACCACGAGCAGCGCCUCCCGGGGGAGAUGUUCCUGAGACACAACUGCAGCCAGUGUGUCUGUUUGGAUGGUUCAGUGACCUGUGACUCCAUGGCCUGCCCCGUCAACUGUGGCUGGUCAGCCUGGUCUCCGUGGACGCCCUGCAGCCGGAGCUGUGGGGUUGGGAUGCAGCAGAGAUUCCGGUCCCCCUCCAACCCAGCAGCUGCGAAUGGCGGUGCUCCGUGCCAAGGAGAUGCCCAGGAGGUGCAGGAGUGCCACACAGCCUGCGUCUCAGAAACCCGCAGUACCUGGAGUGCCUGGACCCCUUGGUCCCCCUGUUCCAAGACCUGCUUCUAUGCCAGGGAUGGCGUGGGAGUGCGGAAGCGAUUCCGGCACUGCAGCAGCACCACAGAGGCCACGGUCUGUGAUGGGGAUGCAGUGGAGGAGGAACCCUGCGACACGCCCCCCUGCCCAGUGGAAGGCAUCUGGACCCCCUGGACUGCCUGGACCGCAUGCUCUGCUCGUUGUGAUGCUGGCGUUCAGACACGCAACCGCACCUGCUCCAACCCGGCCUAUGGGGGCCCCGAGUGCUCCGGGCCUCUCAUCCAGACUCGUGAUUGCAACAUGCAGCCCUGCAAAGAGCUGUGCCCAGGGAACAUGGUCUACCAGACGGUUGAGGAGUGCCAGCAGAACGGAGGUGCCUGCCCACGCCUCUGCCUGGACCGGGGCACUGGUGUGGAGUGUGCCUCCCACUGCACCGAGGGCUGCUUCUGCCCCAGUGGGCUCUUCCUCCAAGACGACGCCUGCGUGCCCCUCAGCGAGUGCCCGUGCUAUCAUCAGGGGGAGCUCUACCACCGGGGAGACGCCAUCUCGCUGGACUCCUGCAACAACUGCACCUGCCUAGAUGGAGAGAUGGUGUGUGGCGUGAAGCCCUGCCCAGUGGACUGUGGCUGGAGCACCUGGACGGCCUGGAGCUCCUGCAGCCGCACCUGCAAUGUGGGCACCCGCCGUCGCUUCCGCUCCGGCUCCGAACCAGCGGCUGCUGCCGGAGGACACCUCUGUCAGGGUUCCAGUGUCGAGAUCGAGUUCUGCAGCCUGCAGGCCUGUCCAGGCUCUGGCAUGGAAUGGGGCCCCUGGUCACCGUGUUCAGUGCCAUGUGGCGGUGGCUACCGGAACCGCACGCGGGCCAGUACUGUCCUGCGCAGGAUCGACUUCUCCACCUGCAACCUUCAUCCUUGCACAGGUGAUAUUCCAGGUCUCUGCCCAGGUGGUAAGAUGUGGCGGGAAUGUGCUGAGGGACCAGCAUCUUGUGCAGAGCUCAGCACGGAGCCUGCAGCCCCCGGGACCUGCCAGCCUGGCUGCUUCUGCCCCAGUGGGGCUGUCCUGCUGAACAAUCUCUGUGUGCCAGAGGAGGAGUGUCCGUGUGCCCAAGACGGGGUGCUGUACGCUCCAGGAGAGCAGGUCCCCAAGGGCUGUGAGAACUGCUCCUGCGUCGCUGGCCGGGUAGGCAACUGCUCCCGAGUGGCCUGCGGAGACGUGAACGGCCAGUGGUCAGAAUGGACUCCCUGGAGUGAAUGUUCAGCCUCCUGUGGGCUGGGCCUCCAGAACCGCUACCACUUCUGCACGAAGCCCCCUCCCUCUGGGAUGGGAGUGCCCUGCCUUGGGCCGGAGCGUGAAGACAAGCCCUGCCACGUCCAGCCGUGUGCCAGAAACGGGGCCUGGGGGGAGUGGAGCCCCUGGACCGGCUGCACUGUCAGCUGCGGCGGAGGCAUGCGGAGCCGAAGCAGGGCCUGUGACAGCCCUGCCCCACAGAGUGGUGGGGACUACUGUGAGGGGCCUCCCACCCAGGUGGAGGCCUGCCACUUGGACCUGUGCCCAGGGCUGGACUGCUCCACUGUGGCGGGCUCUGUGUACAGCAGCUGUGGACCCUCUUGCCCUCGCACCUGUGACGAUCUCUCGCAUUGCCUGUGGACCUGUGAGCCCGGCUGCUACUGCACCAGUAGAAAAGUUCUGGACAGAAACGGCACAGCCUGCGUGGAGAAGCACAGCUGCCCCUGCCUGGACCUGCUCAGCGGCCACCGGUACCUGCCAGGACAGACUGUCCCCCGUGCUGAUGGCUGCAACACCUGCUCCUGCUCCCAAGGGAAGCUGACCUGCACCAACCUGGCCUGCGCAGCUCCCGGCAGCUGGUGUGACUGGUCCCCCUGGAGCCCCUGCUCCAGGACGUGUGGCACUGAGAUGGUGACCCGCUACCGUACCUGCAGCUGCCCCAAGCCCCAGCACGGGGGCCCAGAGUGCGAGGGGGUGCAAGAGUAUCACGGCGGCAGUGGAGUGCAGCUUGAGAGGGAAGAGUGCCCCACGGCCACUUUCUGCCCAGUGGACGGGAGCUGGAGCUCGUGGAGCAGCUGGUCCCCCUGCAGUGCCUGCCUGGGUCAGUCUGUGCGGAGCAGGGAAUGCACCAACCCUCCUGCCCGCUUUGGGGGCCUGCCCUGUCUGGAGGAAGCCCAGCAGAGCCGCUCGUGCCAUGAUGGAAUCACUGCCUGUGAAGACUGUGGAGGAGGCCAGGUGUCCUUCCCGUGUGGUAAGGCCUGCCCGCGCUCCUGUGAGGACCUGCACCCAGACACCGCCUGCCUGGACAGCCUGCAGUGCCAACCAGCGUGUGCCUGCCCAGAUGGGCAGCUACUCCAGGACGGCGUGUGCGUCUGGCCUGCCCAGUGCCGCUGCAGAUACCGCAACAGCUGGUUGGGUGCUCCGGAGGGACGCAAUCUCUCUUCCUGGCCGGGCCUUGCUCCCUGGGAGUACGCCCAGCCAGGCGAGGACAUCUAUGGGCCUUGCCAGAACUGCACUUGCGUGGCGGGACACCUGCAGUGUCACGUGGACCCCUCGUGUCACCUGCAUGGCGGCUGGAGCACCUGGGGGCCCUGGUCACCCUGCACCCAGAGCUGUGGGGCGGGAGUCCAGUUCCGCUUCCGCCAGUGUGACAACCCACCCCCCCAGAACGGAGGCCGGGGGUGCCUGGGCAGCCGUGAAGAGCACAGGCCCUGCCAGAAGCAGCCGGAUUGCCCAGAGGAGGAUGCCUGGGGCGAGUGGUCCCCGUGGGCGCCCUGCACUGUGUCCUGUGGUGGGGGAGAGCAGGUGCGCAGCCGCCAGUGUCGCCGUCCGGAUUGUCACGGGUUGGCCACGCAGAGCAAGACAUGCAACACGCAGGUGUGCCUGGAGGUGGGCUGCCCAGUGGGGCGUUUGUACCGGGAGUGCCUGAAGGAAGAGGGCUGCCCCUACAGCUGUGCCCACCUCACCCACCAGAUGGACUGCUUCUCAGAUGGCUGUGAGGAGGGGUGCCACUGCCCAGUGGGCACUUACCAGCACUACGGGGCCUGUGUCCAGGAGUGUCCCUGCGUCGUGACCGAGGAAGCCCUGAAGAAGUUCUGGAACCGGUCCUCUGAUCUCAACAGCACUUCAGCUGCCUUGCGAAGUCGGCUGCCCUCCCUCGGGGAGGAGGUGCCCCCCAACAGCACCAUCCAUUCCGCCUGCAGCAAUUGCUCCUGCCACAACGGACAGCUGACCUGCGUGUUCUCCCUCUGCCCCGUGGACGGGGGCUUCUCACACUGGAGCCCGUGGACCCCCUGCUCAUUGACCUGUGGAGGGCUGGGGAACAUGACCAGGUCACGUGACUGCACCAACCCCCCGCCUGCCAACACGGGGAAGGAGUGCACUGGCCCCCGAGUUGACGUCAAGUACUGCCAGAUGCCAGACUGCCAAGCACUGGCUGGACCCACGAAAGAGCCUGCCUCUGGCAUCCCAGGCUCCGAAGAGGACAGGUUCACCCCCUGGUCACCCUGGACACCCUGCUCUAAAACCUGCAGUGAUCCAGACCUGCCGGCCCUCAAGACCCGCAUGCGGUUCUGUCAAGGAGGGACCAACUGUACGGGAGAUACGUUCCAGGAGCAAGUGUGCAAUUUGCCCCAGUGCACAGACACCCCCCUGUGCCAGGGUGGGGAGUGCUUGGGUGUGAACUGCACCUGGAAUCCCUGGUCUUCGUGGAGUGAGUGUUCCCGCAGCUGUGGGGCUGGGCAGCAAUGGCGGCUGCGCACCUAUAACCCGCCUGGGCAAGGGGGACAUUGGUGCCGGGACAUCCUUGUGGCCAACACGGAGCGGCGUUUCUGCAACCUGCAGGCCUGUAAAGUGGAUGGUGCCUGGUCCAAGUGGAGCCCCUGGUCAUGGUGUGACCGCAGCUGUGAUGGGGGACGCUCGGUGCGCACACGGACAUGCACCAGCCCCCCGCCCAAGAACGGAGGACACCCCUGUCCCGGCGAGAAGUCCCAUGUGCGGGUCUGCAACCCUCAGCCCUGUGAGGAGCGCUGCCCCUCCGGGAUGCACCGGGCAGACUGUGCCAAUAAGUGCCCACAACACUGCUGGGACCUCCAGGAAGGCCUGGUGUGCCAGGAGGGGGAGGCCUGUGAGCCUGGCUGCCGGUGCCCUGACGGAACGCUGGAGCAGGAUGGGGCCUGCCUCUCUCCUGACCACUGCGAAUGCACGGAUGCCCAAGGGCACAGCUGGGCUCCAGGCAGCCUCCACCACGAUGGCUGCAGCAACUGCUCUUGCACCGAAGGCCGGCUCCUCUGCACCAACGACACUUGCCUGCCUGGCGGCUGCGCUUGGAGCCUCUGGUCCAGCUGGUCCCCGUGCAGCACCACCUGUGGGAGCGGCCAACACACCCGCUUCAGGACAGCCACAUCUGGCUCAUGGGCCUCCGAGUGCCUGAAGGAGCAGCUGCAGACCCGCCCCUGUGCCCCAGGCCCCUGCCCUCCACUGUGUUUGCGCGAGGGUGAAGAGAUGCAGCUGGGCAGCACCUGGCUUCUGGGAGAGUGCCAGCAAUGCAUCUGCACCCCGGAGGGCGUCUACUGCAUGGACAUCGCAUGUGCAGUGCACGGAGCCUGGACCCCCUGGUCACCCUGGUCUGACUGCCCUGUCACUUGCGGCCGCGGCACCCGCAUCCGGACUCGGGCAUGCAUCAACCCCCCGCCACGCAACAACGGCUCACUUUGUGCUGGCCCUGAGAGGCAGGCCCAGAACUGCACUGCCCUGCCUUGCCCAGGUGAUGAGUUUUGCCAGUGGUCCCCUUGGAGUCCGUGUUCAAGGUCCUGCGGCACCGGCUUGGCCACACGUACGGGGGAGUGUGCUUGCCUGCCCUCCGAGGCUGCUGGAGCCCCUUGCAACGAGAGCCGCCAGGAAGUGGAGGCCUGCUAUCUCCGGGCAUGCGAAGAUUGUCCCUGGAGUUCCUGGACAUUGUGGACUGGGUGUUCGUGCAGCUUCCUGGUGCAGCAGCGAUACCGGAACCAGCGAGGAUCCAGAGUGGACGGGGAGCCCUGUGUGGGGCUGGACGGACAGUUCCGCAUGUGUGACUAUUCCCAGUGCUCGGAGUCCAGCUGCGAGGCACCCUUUGCGUUCCAGGAGUGUGGCUCCCCCUGCGAGAGCCUCUGCUCCACCCUGCAGCAUCCAGAACUGUGCCAGGAUAUUCCCCGGUGCCUGCCUGGCUGCUACUGCCCACAGGGGCUGGUGGAACAGAACGGGGCCUGUGUCCCGCCCUCGCAGUGUGGCUGCCUUCACUUCAACCAAUCAGAAGGUCCCGUGUACCUGGCAGCAGGAGGCACAGUUUCGAUCGGAUGCAAGGAAUGCCUGUGCCAGCAGGGGAAGCUCCAGUGCAGCAGUGAAGGCUGCCAAGGGCUUCUUCCGCUCAGCUCCUGGUCGGAGUGGACAUCCUGCUCCUCUUGCCUGCCCUGGGCGGCCCUCAGCCCCAGCACCACCUCUGUCCUCCUGGCUCAGCACCCCCACCGGCCCGGAGAGGACCCUCCCCACUCAGCCCUGGUGUCUGUGCAGCAUCGCUACCGAGUGUGCCUGGACCCCCAGACGGGCAAACCCUGGGCGGGGCAGGCAACCCUGUGCCUGGCGGAAGUUGAACAGGAGCGCCUGUGCCCAGACCCUCACGCUUGCCAAGAUUUCUGCCUGUGGAGCGACUGGAGUCCCUGGAGUCCGUGCCGUGAGCCCUGCAGUGGGGGCUUCCGUGUGCGAUGGCGGUCUGUCCGCCACCCAGCAGGAGGGGAGCGCUGCCAGGGCUCACGCUCUCAGUCCGAGAGCUGUAACACCGCUGCCUGCCCAGGAGAGGAGUGUGAGGAUCGGGGCAAGGCGCAUGACCCAGUCUGUGCCAAUGGCUGCCCCCGAAGCUGUACGGACCUCUGGGAGCACGUGGAGUGUCUGCAAGGAGAAUGCAAGCCAGGCUGCCGGUGCCCUGAAGAGAAGCUGCUGCUGGACAGCGCGUGCGUGCCGAUCCCCACGUGCCCCUGCGGACUCCCCGUGGCCGAUGGCACCCUGGAGUACCUUCCUGGGCAGACUGCCCUGCUCGGGUGCCACAACUGCACCUGUGUGAACGGCACCUUUGCGUGCCCAGAGCAGGAGUGCCCAUCCUACGGGGAAUGGUCCACUUGGAGCCCCUGUUCAGCCAGUUGUGGAGGAGGGAGCUCUCUGCGACACCGCCUCUGCCACCGGAGCCCUGGCGGAGCGGCCUGCACAGCUGAUACCAUGGAGGAGACGGCCCAGUGCAACCCACAGCCCUGUCCUGAGGUCUGCCUCCUGAGCGAGUGGUCCGCAUGGAGCCCCUGCAGCACCAGCUGUGGUGGAGGCGUGUCCGAGAGGAGCCGCAGCCUGCUGGCCUCCUCGGGGGAGCCGUGCCCCCUCCCAGUACUGCAGCACCAGCCGUGCAACACACACAACUGCACCCCAGAAUGCCCAGGACUCCAAGUCUUCAGCAGCUGCGCCAACGCCUGCCCGCAAGCCUGCUCUGACCUGCGCCCAGAAACCCAGUGCUUGCGGCAGGAAUGCCAGCCUGGCUGCUCCUGCCCCUCUGGCCAGGUGAUGCAGGACGGGGCGUGCAUUCUUGCGGAGGAGUGUCGCUGCUCUCUCAGCCCGGCAUCGGCGUUGCCCUGGGCUGCCAACCUGUCUCAAGAAGAGCGGGCCCAGGAGUACUUGCCAGGCACCAUCAUUCACCACGAGUGCAACAGCUGCGUCUGCCAAAGAGGCGCCUUCAGCUGCAGCCAGGAGGCCUGUGAUGUGCCCUGCCUUUGGGCAGAGUGGUCAGCCUGGUCCUCAUGCUCCGUGACGUGUGGCACCGGAGAGCAGAUCUCGCGGAGGCACCAGUCCCGACAGCGCCUGUUUGGAGGUGCCGAAUGUGAAGGCCCUGCCCUGCGCCAGAAGCCGUGUUCCCUCCCAGACUGUGUCUGCCCUGGUGGAGAACGCUGGCUCAGGCCCGACUCUGCAGGCCCGUGUGAGCGGAGCUGUGACCAAAUCUACGAGGAUCCCCCGCAGAACUGCAGCAGGGGGGCCGAGGGGGGCUGCGUGUGCCAACCCGGGCACUACCGGAAUGGCAGCGGACAGUGUGUGGUGGCUGCACACUGUGAGUGUCAGCACGGAGGCCAGGUUUACUUGGCUGGUGCGGAGUGGCAGAUGGGCUGUGAAACCUGCCACUGCCUGAACGGGAAAGCCACGUGCGAGGCUGGCUGCCCCCCACUCACCUGCCUUGAGGGAGAAGUGAAAGUACAGGAGCCCAGCGGCUGCUGCCCCGUCUGCAGGAAGGAGGCGUUCGAAGAGGCACCUUCCUUCUGCCAGCACUACACCGAGCUACGCAACAUCACCAAGGGGCGCUGCUUCCUGGCAAACGUGGAGGUGAGCUACUGCAGUGGCCGCUGCCCCUCCCGCACCAAUGUCGUCCCCGAGGAGCCCUACCUGCAGACUCUGUGCGACUGCUGCAGCUACCGCCUGGACCCGGUCAGUCCUGUGCGAAUCCUGAACCUGCAGUGCGCGGGAGGCGAGACGGAGCCAGUGGUGCUGCCUGUGAUCCACAGCUGUGAGUGCAGCAGCUGUCAAGGUGGCGAUUUCUCCAAGCGCUGAUGACGACACUCCUGCAGGUUCUGGACCUUUGCAGAGGACACCGGUCCAGUCCAAACUCAGAAGGGCUCCUCCCUUGAUGCCAAAUGCAUCUCCUCAAUCCCCACUCUCUGCCUCAAGACACCUGACAGGGCACUGUUUGUUUUUUGCCAUUCAAUAAAAUCACCCAGCUGCAGUUUCA